AUGUUCAACGUCCCUUGGAAAAUCUAUCUCUGCAUUUUGGUUUUGAGAAUGAUUGAAGGAGAUCGACAGAUUGUUGCAGUAGAAGCUUAUUCAACUGCAGAAGAAGCACAGGCUGAAGAUGCUUUUCCAGCCCCUCAACUCGGUGGCACACAGUUAGCAAACCCUUCUCAGUCUCCUGAAUCGAAAAAAUCUGAUGGCAUCUCGGAGCCUGAAAAGGUCACCAGCCAUGUGCUGCUUCGAAGGAAGCGAUCCAUUCUGUUUCCCGGAGUUAAGAUCUGCCCUGAUGAAUCUGUUGAGCAGGCUAUUGCCAACCAUCUGAAAUACUUCAGGCUCAGAGUGUGUCAGGAAACGGUCUGGGAAGUCUUCAAGACAUUCUGGGAUAGACUACCGGAGCGUGAAGAAUAUCAGACCUGGAUGAGCCUGUGCGAGGAAGGAACAGUGAGUCCUCUUGAAAUAGGCACCAACUUCAGUCAAUCAGAAGAGCACCGGAGUCUGAUUGUGAAGAAACUGUCCUAUACAAAGGAGGCGAUGGGUGGCUCCUGCACUGAUUGGUCAUGUGGUAGUACUGGGACUCCAACUCCAGCUUCAACUACUGAUGUUACCACAUUGAGAGACGCCGCUGCUAAUGUUCCUCCUGCUCAUGGAGUCUCCGUUGAGAGUCCUUCAGGCAGUACCAUCCGUGAUACUCAAGAUGCAGACAUUGCUAUCAACAAUGAGAUAAAGAAGGAGGAUGAGCAGCUACUGAAACCUAUAACAGAGCAGAUUGUUGAGUUCAGCAUUGUGAUUGUUGGAGAGAAGUACAGUGAGGAGCUGAGCGACCCAGCCACCAUGAAACAUCAGCUGCUCUCAGAACAAUUCGUUGCCCAGAUCCAAAAGGCUUUUGAAGGAUUACCUGGUUACAAAAGUGUCCAUGUGCUGGAAUACAGCUCUCCUGAGGAAGACAGUGGAGUAGAAGUCCACUAUGCUGUUACAUUUGAUGGAAAAGCCAUCAGCAAUGUGACCUGGGACCUGAUUAACCUUCAUUUCAACAAGGUGGAGGACAACUCCUUUAUGGGCAUAGAGGAUAAUCCAACAGUUGUUUAUACCAUCAGUGAUUUUCAAGAUUAUAUUGCUGAAGUCCUCCAGAAAAAUGCCUUGCUUGAAAAUGCUUCCUUGACUUUGGAUCCUAACUCUCUCCAACUUAUUAAUAUGAAGGAAAUUGCACAGCCUGCAGCAGAAGACCCAUCCUGGAUUACUGAGCAUCCUAUUGUGCUGGAGCGCCCGGAGUUUGAUGAUAACGCCUUUGUGGCUGAAUGGCCUUCAGCAGAUGAAUCAACUGCCACCAAUACCUUGCCGUUCGACUUCACCAAACCAGAUCUCACUUUAGGUAGUGAACAGUCCAAUGAUAAUGAAAUCCGACCAAAGCCUGAAGAUCUGGACUCUGAGGUCAGUUUGACACCUGAAGCUCCACUCUCCCCAGAGGCUGAUGUCACUUCUUUGCCCGAUGGGCUGAAUUUAGAGGAAGGGAAUCAGACUCCAUCAGUAUUAGAGCACGAUUCUGUGGACUCUCUGGAAUGGCUUUCAGUCCCGGACUCUUUAGAUGGGUUUGAAGAUACUGGACUAUCUGAAGAUUCUUUUCUGCCUUCAAGUGUCCCUUCUCACCUUGUGCCAAAGAAACCUUCAUCCACAGAUGAUCAUGUAGUUCCUCUGCUUUCUGCACCAACAAUGGCCUCUUUAUCAGUCACAGAGACUAAUACUGAAGGAACGGUAUCUACUGAGAAGGAAGAAGUAGCUAAGGGUGGUGCUACAGGCAAUAAUAAUGCAGACUUUGAGUCUGUGAAAGAAGUUCCUUUUCCCUUAGAAGCAGAACCUAUAGAAAGUAAAACGGAUGUGUACCUUGGAGAUAGAAUUAUAAAUGAUGAUGGGUCUGGUUCAGCUUUUGAUGGUUCAGGAAAAGAAAUGGAGUCAAAUACUUGGCCCUGGGGAGUAGCAACACUGGAACCAGUUUUCUACCCUGGUCCUGACAGCUGGCUUGAUGAUGACAAUGAGUCUCUGUUAAUCAGAACUGAAGAUAUUCCUGAAGGCCUGAUUUUAGAUUAUAUUCUUAACUCCGGGAAGAAAUUAGAUGAUGAUCCUUCAGCAAAUGAGAAUGAAGGUAUGACCAAUACCAAUAUAGGGGAAGACUUCUUGGAUGAGUCUGAAAUGUUUGUCUUUCCAGAGACUACGACUCAGCCUGUACCUCUGUUACAGACAGGAGAGCCAUCAUCUAUGGAAUAUUCUACACAAAUGGGAAGAGAGGCCAAGUAUGAUUCUUCUUUUGUUAAACUGUCCUUUGAUUUAGAGCCUUCAGUGAAUUAUUCCUCUGUAGACAUGCCAGCAGGAGAGGCCCCUGUCUCACCGCAGGGUACAGAUAUGUCUGUAGAAGAAAAUCUUGUAUCUACAGGGACCCACAGUGUGGAACAGCCUGAAGAGUUCAUUGUGGGUCAUAAGAUUAUUUCUGAAGCAACUGAACAUCAAAAUGAGGACAGGCCAGUGUUGGAAGAAUUAUCCACAGCAGGGCAGCUGGAUGUAGCUGAGGCUGUUACAAUACUCCAGUUGGACACAAGCUCUUCAGAAACUAUAUUGACUGUAGAUUCUUUUGCAGUAAAUACUGAUACUUCUACAAAAGAGCAACAAACCCUAGAUUCACCCUUGACAGAUCAAGAAGCUACUGGAUCAAUGAUAAAGAAACCAGCUGACAUUUGGCCUACUGACAGAGCACUGGAGAAGACAGUAGAUCACAAAGUGGAAUCAGUAAUACCAACUGUAGUUCCUUCUAUUGAUCAGACCACUAUUUUAGAGGACUUCACUGGACAGGGUGAUAUGGACCAUGGCACAUAUGUUUCCAGUAGCAUUAGCACUGCUAUGAACUUGUAUGCAACAGUGAGAGUAACAACAGAUACUGUUGAGCUUCCAUCCCAUUUCCCUCCUACAAGAUCAGUGGUGUCACCAUCUAUGGCUACCUCAACAAAUCUGGAAGAUGAAAAAGCAACAAUCUUGGAUAUUUCAGUGGAGCUGAAUCAUGUGAGCAGUGUCCACUCUUCUCCUGACCUGAAUGAGGGAAGGAGCAUGACUGAGAGUCACGUAGAGCUCACAACAAAUGUCCAAUCCACAGAGAUGGCCAGUGUGGCUUGGCCCACUCAUGAAAAUCACAAUAGUACUCCAGUCCCGUCACGAGCUCUAGUGGUGUUCUUCAGUCUUCGGGUUACCAACAUGAUGUUUUCAGAGGACCUGUUUAAUAAAAAUUCUCCUGAAUAUAAAGCAUUAGAGCAGCGAUUCUUGGAACUGCUGGUCCCCUACCUUCAGUCAAAUCUAACAGGCUUCCAGAAUCUGGAAAUCCUGAAUUUCAGAAAUGGCAGCAUUGUGGUGAACAGCCGAAUGAAAUUUGCCAAACCUGUGCCUCGGAACGUCACCAACGCCGUGUACAUGAUCCUGGAAGACUUCUGCAACACUGCAUAUCAUACCAUGAAUCUGGCCAUUGAUAAGUACUCCCUGGAUGUGGAAUCGGGCGAUCAAGCAGAUCCUUGCAAAUUCCAAGCCUGCAAUGAGUUCUCCGAAUGCUUAGUAAACCGCUGGAGUGGGGAAGCGGAGUGCGUCUGCUAUCCUGGCUACCUAAGCAUUGAUGGGCUGCCGUGCAACAGCGUUUGUGAUCUGCAACCCAACUUCUGCCUGAAUGAUGGGAAGUGUGACAUAAGCCCUGGACAAGGGGCUAUAUGUAGAUGUCGUGUAGGAGAGAACUGGUGGUACAGAGGGGAGCACUGUGAAGAGUAUGUGUCUGAACCACUCGUUGUGGGUAUUGCAAUUGCUUCGGUGGCAGGAUUCCUUCUUGUGGCAUCUGCUGUAAUCUUCUUUCUAGCCAGGACCCUUCGAGACCAGUACUCGAAGAGUGACACUGAGGACUCACUGGGGCAGGGUGACAGCCUCUCAUCCAUUGAGAAUGCAGUUAAAUACAACCCCAUGUAUGAAAGCGAUACCACUGGCUACAGCCACUAUUAUCGGAGAUACCCCCAGCUGACAUCCUACAGUUCAACCAGUGCAGAGACAUCUGCUGAGUACAGCAGUGAAGAGAUAAGGCAUAUUUAUGAAAACAGCGAGCUUACUAAGGAGGAAAUUCAAGACAGAAUUCGAAUUAUAGAGCUGUAUGCUAAAGACCGUCAGUUUGCAGAGUUUGUCAGGCAGCAUCAAAUGAAGCUGCUUUAAGAAAAAAAAAGAAGUCAGUAGAAAGCAUGUGGGAGAUAAAGACU
This is a messenger RNA of Rhea pennata, 4262 nucleotides long. It is a transcript of the gene IMPG2, whose product is annotated as interphotoreceptor matrix proteoglycan 2. Lineage: Eukaryota; Metazoa; Chordata; Aves; Rheiformes; Rheidae. Gene Ontology annotation, biological process: visual perception. Gene Ontology annotation, molecular function: heparin binding; hyaluronic acid binding. The record is from RefSeq and is a predicted model, not a curated record. The coding region runs from base 1 to 4218 and encodes 1405 amino acids. The transcript has 21 exons.